Molecule: messenger RNA, 684 nt
Organism: Protopolystoma xenopodis
Lineage: Eukaryota; Metazoa; Platyhelminthes; Monogenea; Polystomatidea; Polystomatidae
Source: the annotation of a GenBank genome assembly
UGUUGGCGUGUUCUCGCCCCUCUCGCCCAAGUGGUUCGGCCGGCUGCGGUAGUUGUUCAAUGCGGCGCUGAUUGCCUCGCCUCCGACCCCCACAGAAUAUUCAAUUUGUCCAGUUCCCCCAGAGGUUGUGGCCAUGUGAAUUCAGCAUUUCUUGACAUUUCAGACAAAGUAGAACAGGGAGCACAGGAAAAGUUAUUACCUCUCGAAGCAUUAUUGGAGGUGGUCAACGUCUCUACAGAAGUUACUGGCUUGACAGUUGAUCAGGACAGCUGCCAGACUCCUCAUCCCCCAUGCUCAACUGAGACUGAUGUAUAUGAACCGACACACGUCGGUGGUUAUGCUGCCUUGUUGCGACGAAUUCUUACCUGGAGGUUGCCCACGCUAUUAUUGGGAGGCGGUGGAUACCACUUCGCAGAUAGUGCUCGUCUCUGGACUCACCUGACACAGGUUGCGAUAGAUGAGACCAAAGGCUUACAACUCUCUUUAGAUCCUGAUAUUCCCAUACACUCAUUCCUUGAGCGCUAUGGACCAGAUUAUACCGUCCAGGUCUCUGCCGAGCCCAACCGCCGGGAUCUAAAUAUCCCAAAGACAGUCGAUGAGCACGUUCGUCGUCUUCUUCAUCAAGUCGACAUGUAUGCUGAACUUAACGGGCUUGAUCGUACACCUCUGACAGAAUCCUCAUAA